AUGGUCAACCUCCUCGCCUACGGCCUUGCCGCUGCGCUCACAUGCCAGCAAGCCCUCGCAGUUCCCACCAACAAGUACUACAACCCAAAGACCAACUACCCAACCUGCAAGAACCGUAAAUCGCAAGUCGCAAACUUCGAUGAUCUCCAGGGAAUUCCAGGCAACUUGCUGAACCCCAUUCCAUCUGGGUACCAGGGUCUGCUCUACCAAGGUUUCUCCUUUUCAACUGUCAUUGCUACUGGCACUGGCCUCCAGCCAGGUGUUGCACCACACUCUGGCACAAACUACGCUGCCGCCAACCUCGUCACUCAACUCCAAGGAACACCAACCAUCACCACAUUCUUCCCAGGAAGUCAAACGAAAUCCUUCGACCUCGAGAGCUUCUACUUCGGAUGUGCUACCAUGCUCGGUCAGGGUGCUGCAGCUAUCCCUGCCGCAUGCAACAUCCAAGUCACUGGUUACCAAGGAAGCGACAACUCGGUCAGCAAUGCUAAGCAGAUCUGCUCGAGACAAUUCCAAUACAACCCAACAACCGCGCUCGGCACUGUCGAGCAGGCUUUCAGCGGCAAGAUCAAUGGCUGCAAAGACCUCUCCUUCGCGAUUGUCACCUUCUCGCCUCCAGGGGGCUUGGCUGUUACCUCCCCUCUGCUGGCUGUUGUCCUUGAUGACAUCAAGUACUCCACUUGCAGCAAGUAA
Cercospora beticola is the source of this 696-nucleotide messenger RNA. RefSeq lists its product as uncharacterized. The record is from RefSeq and is a predicted model, not a curated record. NCBI's taxonomy places the organism in Eukaryota, Fungi, Ascomycota, Dothideomycetes, Mycosphaerellales, Mycosphaerellaceae.